AUGCUUCAGAAACAUUCUGGUCCACCUCUUGGCUUAGAACGGAUUCAUCGAUAUUUUUGUUACGUUUGUGGAACUCUUCUUCCACACAAGUUGGAAGUUAAUGAUUUAUUAGUAUGCCGAAAAUGUAAAACUUCUACAUGUAUGCAUUGGUUCAGUAAUAUGGAUGCAACUUUCAAUACUGAAGCCAAAUCUAGUAAAAUAGGCCAAUUUAAUAACGAUGAGUAUGAAUCUACAUCUUUAUUCUUUCCAUCAAUGAUUAGAGGGGCUAAAAAGAUCUUAAGAUCGAAAAUCGCUUUAAAGGAGGCUUUGGAGUCACAAUUUGAAAACAGUACAUCACAAUCAACAUUUGAUGGACCAUCUAUUAUAAAAGAAUGUGCCUAUUGCGGUAAUGAUAGAAUGACUUAUGUUACAGUUCAAACUCGUUCAGCAGAUGAAGGACAAACUGUAAUAUAUACCUGUACCCAAUGUUCUAAAAAAGAGAUUGAAAAUACUUGA
Schistosoma rodhaini is the source of this 495-nucleotide messenger RNA. The record is from the annotation of a GenBank genome assembly. NCBI's taxonomy places the organism in Eukaryota, Metazoa, Platyhelminthes, Trematoda, Strigeidida, Schistosomatidae.